Messenger RNA from Manihot esculenta (cassava), 1392 nucleotides. Its product is annotated as dof zinc finger protein DOF5.4. Gene Ontology annotation, molecular function: DNA binding; DNA-binding transcription factor activity. The transcript has a single exon. The record is from RefSeq and is a predicted model, not a curated record. Gene Ontology annotation, biological process: regulation of DNA-templated transcription. The coding region runs from base 245 to 1228 and encodes 327 amino acids. NCBI's taxonomy places the organism in Eukaryota, Viridiplantae, Streptophyta, Magnoliopsida, Malpighiales, Euphorbiaceae.
UCAGAACUUCAUCCGGCUUUCACAUACCACCCCCCCCUCUCUCUCUCUCUCUCUCUCCCUCUGUGCAGAUUCUGAGUUCCCAUUUGUAGGUCGGUUAGUGUUAGAAAUUUCAAAGGGAAGCUGGAUAGUGAGCAACAAUUUUGCUAUUUCAACUCGGUUGGGAUUAUUAGCAAACAGUUUUGGCUCACACAUCAUAGCAAGUAUAGUGUUUUUUCCGAGCACGACCUGUGGCGGAGGCCAAGAAAUGCAAGACAUCCACUCAAUUGGUGGCGGAGCCCGGUUAUUUAGCGCUGGAGGUGGUGACCGGAGGUUGAGGCCGCAUCACCACCAGAACCACCAAGCGUUAAAGUGUCCUAGGUGUGAUUCACUUAACACCAAGUUUUGCUACUACAACAACUACAACCUCUCACAGCCACGCCACUUCUGCAAGAGUUGCCGCAGGUACUGGACUAAAGGCGGCGUCCUACGCAACGUCCCUGUGGGCGGUGGCUGUCGCAAGACGAAGCGUUCCAAGCCCAAACAACCAACCUCGACCGCAGAUACUUCCUUCACGUCAACUAAUACAGCAACCACUACUACCAGCGCGACACCACCGUCGCAGCAGCAGGAACAACAACGAGAGCGGAAAUCAUCAAAUUCUCAUUCUAGCAGCGCAAGCUCCAGUCUGACAGCCACAAAUACUACAGCGGGUAACACUGGUAUAGAAGCAGUUUCCGCGCAUUCUUCGUGCUCUGCCUCUAAUAAUAUACUGCACGGAAUUGGUGAAUCUAAGCUAUUUGCACAUGCCAACAUAAAUCCAAGCUUUGAGCCUGGGUUGCUGCAGCAAGGAUCGGACUGUGGGAUCUUCUCCGAUAUUGGAAGCUUUACAAGCUUAAUUACGUCAACAAAUGAGCAGUUGCACUUUGGAUUUAGUAACAUACUGAAUCAACAGAAUCUUGAUCACGUGCAAGAGAACCAGAAUCAGCAGUGGCAACUUCCGCAGCAGCAGCAGCAGCAGAUGGUGGAUAUGAGUGGGGAGGAGAUAACGGGAGGGUUGAUUGAUCAGACGGUUCACCUCGAGUUAUCAGCUCUGCAGAGUAAUACAUCAGGUAAUGGGGAGUUUGGGCCAUUGGAUUGGCAGGGCGCUGGAGGUCAAUGUUUGUUUGAUCUUCCUAACGCCGUCGAUCAAGCUUACUGGAGCCAGAGUCAUUGGACUGAUCAGGAUCCCUCCAGUCUGUAUCUCCCGUAAUUUGCUUUACUUUUUAACUUCAAAAAAAGGAAUUAAAAAAGAUCUCUCAAAAACAUUACAAAAGAAGAUAAUUUGAGAGUUUUAUAUGAAAAAUAUGAAUAUGACUGCUGUGUCUUUUAUGUAAUUUUUUCAAUAUUCAUUUUCUUUUAUUUUUCUGGGGUUUA